AUGUCUACUCGACGUGUCACCUGUGCAAAAAAUGCAACUCAGCAUCCGGGUAUCCCAGACAUAACCCCGAAGAAGAAACGCCGUACUGCAGAAGAAGUAGCUGCUGAGCGUCAGUCUAAGUUAGAUGCUAAAGAAGAGAAAGAACGCACCAAGAGAGCUAGCAUCAAAUGUGUUGCUAAAUAUGAGAAGAACCAGGCGGACCAGGAUGUGGUGACCGAUGCUACACCGCGGGCUGCGCUGCCCAAGCCAAAGCCAAUCCCAAGCAAGAGGAAGGCUGUUGUGGCGCCUCCUGCUACCAAGAAGAAGGUUACGCCUCCUUCAGAUGCCGAGAUGAGUGAUGCACGAGCUGCACCUUCGGUACCAAGGCCAAGGCCAAAGCCAAUUCCUCGCAAGCAGAAGGUAAUUGUACAGACUCCCGCUGCGGAGGACAACGGGUUUCUGUCGGAUGCUGAGAUGGAUGAUGCGGCUGCUGAUAGCAGCGCCUUCAACCCCGAUCCAACCCAACAUUCAGGCACGACACCUGCUUGGGCCGAUGAUUCCGACGAUGUGGAGGAACUCAAGGCUGCGCCAGAUGACCAUGAUGAUCCAAAGUCUCCGAACGACAACAACUUCAUGGUACUAGACAACAACAACAACAACAACAACAACAACAACAACGGCCGUUAUGGUCAUUCUGAGGAGCCCAAACUUCAAGACCCAUCAUGUCAUUCAGCGAGCGAUACUGGAAGCGAAGGUUCAUAUGACCUUCCUCGCACCUGCGGCGUCACACCCAUCUAUGAUCGCAUCAAGACUAACAACUCGUAUGCAUCUGCACUUGCAACGCUGGUUGAUGCUCGAGUGCCGCUUUUUCGCACUGAAUUGAAAGAUGACGCUUGCGCACAAGUCACAGCAUAUUACCGUCUUCGUCCUGAUUGUGUUGAUACUACUAAGGCUUUGCUUGCGAACCAUGUCUACCAUUAUGCGCAACAUUUCGAUGACACAAAUGACCCCAUUCCACAGCCGACAAAACCUUACUCUGCAGACAUCUUGCCUUAUCUGAUGAAGGGACGCUACUUCAAUGGGUCGAAAUCAGUUGGUGUGAAAUUCGCGAACCAUUUCAAGGAGAUUGCGGGAAACAAGGCCCAGCGGCCUGAGGUAAUGAUUCCAAUGGUUGCUUUGACCAGCACUUCAGUGUAUGCCGCGCUCUUGUGGAAGUCCAGCAAAUCUCCCUCCAAGUUCAAUUUUACUGGCAACCAGUUCAGUGAGGUCUACAUUUUCCAUGUCAACUUUCUCAACGAAAUGGAGGAGAAUGCGCCGAGCAAGUUCCACAAGCUGAUGGCCGACAUUUUCGAGGCUGUCCAGAAACUCUGCUCUAAUGGCGCCACUGCCAUAGCAUCACACAAAGAUGCAAUGGCUUUCCUCGACCUCGAUGGCAUGGACGACGAUGAUGACAAGUAG
Molecule: messenger RNA, 1437 nt
Organism: Suillus clintonianus
Lineage: Eukaryota; Fungi; Basidiomycota; Agaricomycetes; Boletales; Suillaceae
Exons: 8
Coding region: 1-1437 (478 amino acids)
Source: RefSeq, a predicted model, not a curated record